UCAACCAUUCAACCGCUCAAGCCAGUGGCGUAACUACAGGGUGGCAAGUCGGCAAAAUGCCACGGGCCCCCAGCCCGAAGGGGCCCCCGGUCAGAGGAAAUCUCAAUUCCCAACAUUUAUUAUUACACAUACACAUUACUUAAGUAAAAAAAAAGUUUUGUCUUUAAUUUAUUUGUUACCUUCUUAGUUGCAUACAUAGCUAAAAAAAAUAUACCUAGGUAUUAAACUUUCAAUGCAUUAGUAAAAAAAAAUUUAACCCAGUUUUAGAAAGAAUGGUCAAAAUCCAAUUACUCGUAAUAAUUUCGGAAACAUGUGUGGACAAACAUACCUCAAAAAUUUGUUUAUUGGUUUAUAUUUAUAUUCACUGGGCAUGUCUCAGGGUGUCUCGCUGAGACUAGGUAUAUUGCCGCCAUUAAAAUCAGUGUUGCCGUUUAAGCGCAUUUCGCGCUAGAUAGCGCAAUUCUAGACUCUUCAGCGCUUUUUUUCUCAAUACAAUGCGCUAACAAAUAUUUUUCGGAAUCUAGUAGAAAAUUGUAAAAAUUAUUGACGAUCGUAAAUUUAAGCCAAUAAGUUAAUUGUCAGAGCCGUAAAACGUUAGGAAAAUAACGAGCUGGGAAUUCCCCAAAGGGUUUAGUAUUCGCCGACAACAAUGUUAUUGAUGCGUUUAAUAUUUUGUCUCUUUUUUACAUUAAAGUGUUAUGUUAUGACUGUCUCUGAUCUUACUAACAGAGUUCAAUUAUAAUGAUACGUCAUCAGUUGAAAGUUCUUAAGAAAAAUUGCCACACUUUUAUGUUGCCUGAACACGGUUUGAAGAAAAUGACUAAAACUGUAAAAAAAGAAACGGCAUCUGGUGAAGGCACACCAAUCGCACCCGAACGUAAUGAUGACCAGAAAGAUAUUCAGUUAUUUAAUUUAGUUGAUUUUGAUAAAUGUAAUAAUGGUUAAAUAAAUUCACAUAAAAGCACAUCUUCUCUUAUUGCCAUUAAAAAUGCACAGCUAAAAUUUAGCGCAAUUUUGAAAUGAGUUUGGUGUAUUUUUUUCUUUCUCAAACGGCAACACUGCUUAAAAUUUAUGUUGGUAAUACUUGCUGAUGCUUGGGGAAUCCCCGAUUCGAGUUUGUAUAUAUGAAAAACUCCACUAUUGUAUUACGCAAGAACUCACCAAGCAAUUAGCAGUUUAUUGUUGUAAGAUUUGGUUGUUUGUUGCAAGUGAAGAUAUAUUUAAUUAGUUAAUUGUGAAAAUAGGUUGACAAUGUCUACUGGAAAGUAUCAGAGUGGAAGCGAAAAAAGAAAGCGAAAGAAGGAGUCUGAAGAACAAAAUAAAAAGUUACCUAAAAUAAGUCAGUACUUUAAUAAUCAAGAUAGUAUACAAGAAGAAGUGGCAAUAUCGCAGGGCCCGAUAACAGUGAAUAUUUAUAUUCAGAGCAACCACAACUGUAAACCAAAAGGCCCCUUGUUAAGGGAUAGUAACAAUAGAUCUUUCUUAGAUAAAUAUUAUUACACUGUUUCUAAAUCUGGCGUAAAGUUAGAACGUACAUGGCUGUCCUAUUCUCUAUUGCUUCAAAAAGCAUAUUGUGCACCAUGUUGGUUAUUCGCAAAUAGGGCGUCUAAAAAUAUACAAAAUAUUUGAAUGGAAGGCAAUGAUGAUUGGAAACAUAUUGUGGAAGCCAUAGAAAGACAUGAGACAUCGAAAGAACAUUUGCAUUCAUGUUUUGUACAUCGACAGUGGCAGUUACAUGGAACACUAGAUGAAGAGCAAGAGUCCAUUAUCAAGAGAGAAAAUUUUUUUUGGCGCCAGGUACUCACUAGACUUCUUGAUGUUACUCUGAUACUUUCAAUCUGUAAUUUAGCUUUUCGUGGUCAUAAAGAAACGGUAUAUGGCAACGAUUCUGGUCCAAAAGGAAAUUUUUUGAGUAUUGUUGAGUUAUUAGCCAAAUACGAACCUAUUUUACAAGAGUUGCUAAGCAAACCUAAGGACCAGAUUAAAUACUUAAGUCCAAAAAUACAAAAUGACCUCAUUGCUGUUCUGGUUCAAAAAGUGGAAAAUGCCCUGGUAAAUGAAAUAGUCACCGCGCCGUUUUAUUCCAUUUUGUUUGAUACUACUCAAGAUAUUUCCAAAACAGAUCAAUUGUGUGAACUUUACCGUUACUGUGUAAUCGAGAAAGAUGAAAAUGGAACUCCAAAGGCUCUCGUAAUUAAAGAGUCAUUUUUAAGAUUUCAUGAGGAUCAAACUGCCUUAGCAAUGUCCAAGCAGAUAAUAAAAUCCAUAAAUGGCAAAAGUAUUUCUCUGAAUAAGUGCCGUGGACAAGGGUACGAUGGAGCUAAUACUAUGAAAGGUACUUAUGGCGGAAUUCAAAAACUCAUAAGAGAUAUAGAGCCAAAUGCAGUGUAUGUCCAUUGUGCUGCUCAUAAUUUAAACUUGGUAGUAAAUGAUGCAGUAAAAGAGGUCAUAGAAAUACAAACAUUAUUCGAAACUGUGCAACAAAUUUAUAAUUUUUUUGGCCAUAGUAUUAGACGAUGGAAUAUAUUAUCUAGUUUUAUAUCUGACAACAAAAAAGGAGAAACCGUUAUAUCAUCAAAUUCAGUAACAUUAAAAACAAUGAAUCCAACUUGAUGGGCAGGACGCUUUGAUGCCAUGUUUGCUUUAAAGGUUCGAUUUGUUGAUGUUCAAAAAGCGCUAACAAAAACCAUUUUAUCAAAUUCCAAAUCAGAUGAGAGAAAUGAAGCUAUCUUGCUAAAGAAGAAGGUAGAGAACUACAAUUUUAUUAUGUUGCUGGUUUUCCAUUGCAAAGUCUUACAAACCAUAGACGCGGCUUCUAAAGCACUUCAAUCUAAAGCCGUCGAUCUUUCAAAUGCUUCAAAGCGUUUGCAAGUCUGUCUAGAAGAACUUGAAAAGUAUCGACAUGAAUUUGAAGAUUUAAAAACGGAAGCAAAUAGUAUUGCAGUUAAAUGGUCUAUAAACCCUGAAUUUCCUAAAACUCGUCAGAGAAAAGUGAAACGUCAUUUUGAUGAAAUUUGUGAGGAUGAACGUCUCCAAGAUCCUGAAAGCUUGUUUAAAGUGAACGUAUUCUAUCGUGUAUUAGACAUCAUCAUUAAUCAACUUAGAUCGCGUUUCCUUGGAAUGAUUGAAAUUGUUUCCAAUUUUAGUGUUUGCAGCCUGCCACUUUGCAAAACUUGAAUGAUACUGAUUUAUUGGAAAAGGCUUUAGCAUUUGUCCAUUUAUAUAAAAAAGAUAUAUCUAUGUCGUUUUCCAAAGAAAUUCUCAGUUUUCGAUCCUCUUUUAAACACGAAAUAGAAAGGUCGUCUUAUUAAUAAUAAAGAAUCAUUUUAUAUCUUCAAGCUUUCCUGAAGUGUGCACUGCAUUUCUGUUAUUUCUCACCAUUCCUGUAACUACGACUAGUGCCGAGCGAUCAUUUUCAAAACUGAAAUUGAUAAAAACUUAUUUAAGAAAUUCUAUGGGACAAGAAAGGUUAAGCAAUUUGGCUAUUCUAUCCAUCGAAAAUUCUAUGGCCCGAAAUUUGAACUUUGAUGAUGUCAAUAACACUUUUGCUGAACAGAAAGUCCGAAGAAAGGAAUUUUAAUAAUUAAAAUUGUGUACUUAAAAUAAAAUUGUGAUUUCAGUUCAAUAUGUACUUUAAAUUAGGUACCUUUAAUUAAAAGUGAAUAAUUAGCAAAUCAAGAAAUUAUAAUUAUAAAGUUUGUAUGUACCUACUUCACGUAGUGAUUUAUUAGUUAACUCUUACAAAUAAAAGUGUAUAAAUAAAUAUUAUAAAAUAAAAAAUACUAUUGUUGUUGGUUCAGCUUCUUUAUAUAUUGGGGAAGUGGGAGGGCAGGGGGCCCAUUCGAUGAAUUUGCCACGGGCCUCGAACGGUAUAGUUACGCCACUGCUCAAGCUCAACCUUUGAACGGAUAAGUUGUU
Molecule: messenger RNA, 3918 nt
Organism: Bactrocera dorsalis (oriental fruit fly)
Lineage: Eukaryota; Metazoa; Arthropoda; Insecta; Diptera; Tephritidae
Product: zinc finger MYM-type protein 1-like
Exons: 2
Coding region: 1630-2613 (327 amino acids)
Source: RefSeq, a predicted model, not a curated record